Messenger RNA from Aspergillus terreus NIH2624, 1782 nucleotides. RefSeq names its product dolichyl-diphosphooligosaccharide-protein glycotransferase. NCBI's taxonomy places the organism in Eukaryota, Fungi, Ascomycota, Eurotiomycetes, Eurotiales, Aspergillaceae. Bases 1 to 1782 code for a protein of 593 amino acids. The transcript has 5 exons. The record is from RefSeq and is a predicted model, not a curated record. Gene Ontology annotation, cellular component: endoplasmic reticulum membrane; oligosaccharyltransferase complex.
AUGCGGUGGCUGCUUUCCUUCGUGCUGUUCGGCUUCUUGGCCGCCGUGCAUGCCCUGAGCAGUUCGGGCACUCGUCUGUUGGUUGUCCUCGAGGACGCCGCCGAGAAGGAUGAGUAUUCGAUGUUCUGGGGCGACUUAGAAGCCCGAGGCUAUACGCUCGACUUCCAAUCGCCCAAGAGUGACCAGCUUUCGUUGUUCGAGCUCGGAGAACGGGCUUACGAUCACCUCCUCAUUCUCCCUCCCCGAUCAAAAGGUUUGGGACCGGCUCUCAGCCCCAAGAAUGUCAUCGAGUUCCUCAACAAGGAUGGCAAUGUCAUCCUCGCUCUCUCCGGAAAGUCCACGACCCCCAGCGCCAUCAGCUCCCUCCUUCUAGAGCUCGAUUUUCACCUUUCCCCGGACCGCUCCUCUGUCGCCGUUGACCAUUUCAACUACGACACCAUCUCCGCAGCCGAGAAGCAUGACGUUCUACUUCUCCAGCAACCCGGCCAACUGAAGAAGGGCCUCAAGUCUUUCUUCGGCGGUGAAGGCGUCCUGGCCUUCCCCAGAGCCGAGCCUCAUACCCUCGGCUAUGACAGCCCUCUCCUGGCGCCCAUCCUGCGCGCACCCGCGACGGCAUACAGCUAUAACCCCAAGGAGGACUCUGCGUCCGUGGAGGAUGCUGCAGCGACUGGCUCCCAGCUGGCCCUUGUCUCGGCCAUGCAGGCUCGGAACUCUGCCCGGUUUGUUCUCCUCGGCUCCGUGGAGGCCCUUCAGGACAAGUGGUUCUCCGCCACGGUCAAGGCUCCUGGCGGAAAGGAGACCACGACCGCCAACCGGGAGUUCGCCAAGCAGCUCACCUCGUGGGCCUUCAAGGAAACAGGAGUCCUCAAGGUUGGCAAGAUUGAGCAUCAUUUGGCUCCUACGCCCGAGGCUCCUGAUGUCGAGCUGAACCCUACCAUCUACCGGAUCAAGAACGAAACCGUCUUCAGUAUCGAGGUUUCCGAAUACAGCCAUGAUCAGUGGAUCCCGUUUGAGGUCCCCGCCGACGACGCUCUUCAGCUCGAAUUCACCAUGCUUUCUCCGUUCCAUCGCCUUGAUCUGCAGCCCGCCCGCCGCACCGAGAACAGCACCAUCUACAGCACUCAAUUCACAACUCCUGAUCAGCACGGUAUCUUCUCGUUCCGUGUAAACUACAAGCGCCCCUUCCUCACGAACAUCGAAGAGAAGCACGAGGUGACGGUCCGUCACUACGCCCACAACGAGUACCCUCGCAGCUGGAAGAUCACCGGAGGAUGGGUGUGGAUCGCCGGUUUGUGGUCGGUGAUCGGUGGGUUCCUGGCGUUCGUCAUCAUGUGGCUGUACUCGGCGCCCGCUCCGACUGCGGCGGCCACCAGCAAGAAGACGCAAACAACUCCGACCCAUGCCAAGAGGGGAAAAGACUCGAAACUCCGGUCAUCGCGGAUGAUGACACUUGUAUAUGAUGUGGCAGCGGAUCCCGGCGCCUUCUCAAAGUCCGCGGGUCUUCUCCGGGUCCAUCUUCACCUCGUCGCCGCUGAUCUCCUUGACGGUUUCAAAGGCGGGCUUGCCGGCAUAGAGCUGUUCCGACUUGGUGUUCUUCCCGUCGAGUUCCUUGGUCAUCUGAAGGGGCUGGUUUCCACGGAAUCGUUUGCGCAUAUCGAUCAUCCCGCGUCUAAAGGGGACUUGAGGUUAGACGAAUGGUAUUGUACGUAUGUUGGAACGUACUGGGUCGACUCACUUGCACUCGCUAAAGCCUUUCCGGAGCUGCUGACACCGCAUGGGUAA